Messenger RNA from Sodiomyces alkalinus F11, 4740 nucleotides. RefSeq lists its product as hypothetical. Bases 1 to 4740 code for a protein of 1579 amino acids. The transcript is spliced from 3 exons. Gene Ontology annotation, biological process: mitotic sister chromatid cohesion; DNA repair. NCBI's taxonomy places the organism in Eukaryota, Fungi, Ascomycota, Sordariomycetes, Glomerellales, Plectosphaerellaceae. The record is from RefSeq and is a predicted model, not a curated record. Gene Ontology annotation, cellular component: nucleus; chromatin.
AUGGCCCGUGGACGCAGACGCGGCCGCGACAAGGCCGCCGAGCCCGAGGAGCCGGAACAAGUAGAAAUUGCGGAGGAGCAAGCGCAGGUGGAAGAACACGCCGAAGAGGAGCCAGCGGCAGAAGAUGCCGACCAAGAUGUGGAAAUGCCAGACCCCGCCUCUGAACACGAGCCGGAAGUGCCAGGCGAGUUGCUGAGCUUGAAGUUCGACGAGGAACUGACCUGGAGACCGGGCAAGCCCAUUCCUCUCCAGACUCUUCUUGGUCGCCUCGAGCGUCUCUCCCAGGAGCUCAGCAGCAUGGAGCAGGACCAUGUUGACCUGGAUUCUCUCGCCGACGUCUCCCAUGCCCUCGGUCAGCGCAACCUAUUGACCCAUAAGGACCAGGGCGUCAAAGCAUACGUCGCUGCCUGCAUUGUCGACAUACUGCAGCUAUCUGCCCCCGACGCCCCUUUCACCUCGGACCAGCUGAAGAUCUUUUUUACCAUGCUCGUUUCGCACAUCUUCCCUUGCCUCGGCGACCAAUCUCAUCCGUACCAUAACCAACACAAGUACAUUCUCGCCUCCUUGGCCGAGGUCCAGAGCAUUCUUCUCAUCAACGACGUCGACGGCGCCGACGACUUGCUCUUGCGUCUCUUCUCCGCUUUCUUCGACACUGCCUCCGGCACCGGGCUCGAACAAGGCGUAGCCAAAGACAUUGGCGCUUCCAUGACCGAAAUCUUGGUCGCUCUGAUUGAACACUCCAGCGGAGUGAGCCCCAAGAUUAUUGAGGUCAUCAUGGCCCAGUUCCUCCGCGCCGCUCCUCCUGGCGGUGCCCAUGCGCGUGGAGAUCGCUCGGGCCAUCACGCCGCCCAGCAAUCAACCCUUCUCCUCAAGUCCGAGCCCCCCGCCUACCUCAUGGCCAAGGAAAUCUGCAACCAGUGCUCCGAUAAGAUGGUACAGUACGUGAGCCAGUACUUCAGCGACGUCAUCAUAGACGCCUCCCGCUUCGCCGUCAAGUCCAAUGGGCACCGCCACGACGACGAGCACGACGACGACGAUGGUCCCAGGGGUCCUACCGAGGCCGAGCUGAAGGAAUUGAGGAAAGCACAUCUCCUCAUCAAGGAGCUAUGGCGCGCCGCUCCCGACGUCCUUCAGAAUGUCAUCCCUCAGGUUGAGGCCGAGCUGUCCGCCGACAACGUCGAGCUUCGCCAGAUCGCCACCGAAACCCUGGGAGAUAUGAUUGCCGGUAUUGGAGCGGCGGGCCCGCCUCCCGCCCCGAUCAUCGACCCUGCCGCCUACCCCCCGCUGCGGUUAUCAGACGAGGAGCCCGACACGACGACUGCGACCAGCGCUCUUACCACCCCUCUAUCCCCGCAAUCCUUUGCGCAGACCCACGCAGUCGCCUACCACAGCUUUCUCGGCAGGAGGCAAGAUAGGACGCCGGCAGUCCGUGCCGCUUGGACCACCACGGUUGGGUAUAUCCUGUCGACAUCCGCCGGUGGCAUUGGUCUGAGCAGGGAGGAGCAGGCCGAGCUGAUCCGGGCCCUGGGCGACAAGCUCAACGACAGCGAUGAGAGGGUCAGGUUAGCAGCCGUCCAGACCAUGGAGCUCUUCGGCUUUCGCGAUUUCGUCCUGAAGCUUGGCCCCACGGGGGGUAUCGACAAAGAAGGCUCCAUACUCCGUAGCCUGGCCGAUAGAUGUCGCGAUAAACGACCGGCAGUACGCGUCGAUGCCAUGACCUUCCUUGGGAAUCUCUGGGGGGUCGGAGCGGGUGAGCUGGCCAGUGGUCAAGACGUGGUGAUGCCCCUCAACGGCAUCCCCUCGGUCGUGUACAAAGCCUGGUAUGCCAACGAUCUGGAGCUGAACAUCCUCAUCGAUCGGGUCAUUUUCGAAUGUUUGUUGCCACUUUCGUUCCCGCCCAUCAAGAGCAAGGGUACCAAGGCCUCGGCAAGCCAAAGCCAGCCCAGCGGCACCGGAACUGUGUCCGAUCAAGACCGAAUACGCGCCGAGAGAAUCCUGCUGCUCGUUCAGUCUCUCGACCCACAGGCGAAGAAGUCCUUCUUUACUAUGCAGGCCCGGCAACCGCAGUUCGCCGGCGUCCUGGAGGCUUUCAUAAAGCAAUGCGAGGCAUACAACGGGGGUGUCAUGGACGGCGCUGGUCCGAGGAAGACGGCCGCCCUGGAGAAGACCAUUCAGUACAUCGCUCAGUUUUUCCCCGAUGCGGCCAAGGUCAAAUCGGAUCUGUACAAGUUUGCCAAGGCGAACGACCGCAGGAAUUACCAGCUCAUCAGGUUCUCCAUUGGUUCCGAGAACGAUUAUAAAACAGUGCGCGGCGGCAUCAAGGAGCUCGUUAAACGAAUGCAGGGGGGGCCCGCGGCGAGCGCCCUCGACACUCUCAUCCCAUUUCUUUACCGUUCGGCCUGUCUCAUUUUCAACCGAAGCCAUCUCUCCACCAUUCUCGACUACUCGAAGACCGACAAGGACGGUUUCGGCCCAGUGGCCCACGAGAUCUUACACGAGAUUUCUCUACGCAACCCCGACAUGUUCAAGACCUUUGUCGUGGAUCUCUGUAAGGAGCUUGUCCAACAGUCGCCGUCCGAGCACAAUGAGAACGACCCGGCUGUCGUGGACAUUCUGCGGGCUUGCUCGGCCUUCGCAAAGAAGUACCCCGAUGAAAUCCCUAAUACCAAGGAGUUCGGCCGGGCUCUCACGAGCUACGCUCAAUUCGGUCGGCCUGUCAAGGCGGCCAAGUACGCCAUCAAAAUCCUCCUAGCCAAGGGGGACAAACAAGGCCUCGUUCUGGCGACAUCGCUGUUCGAUAGGGUUAUGGCGAAUUUCGAAUACGGCUCGCCUUACUUCCUGAACAAGCUACAGUGCUUGGCCCAGCUCUAUCUCCAGGCGCCCAAGGUGACGGAAGGGUCCGACCAGGAGAUCGUGGACAUGGCCGUCCAGAAAAUCGCCCGUCAAGUUCGCACCGAGGCGUCGGAUAAGGACCCCGAAUGGGUAGACGACGCCGACAUGGACGAAGAGCUUCGGGCCAAAGAACUGUCCCUGCGCAUUGCUGUCAAUCGAGUCCGGAGCGUCGAAGACGUCGAGGAGGCAAAGGCCCAGGCCGGUCCGGUGUUCAAGCUGCUGAUGACGCUCGUCACGAAGCAGGGCGAAUUGUGCAAGGAGAAGGACACGCCCAACCACCACAAGGCUCGUCUUCGUCUCCUGGCUGGUCAGCUGGUUCUCAAACUAUGCACGCAAAAGCACUUUGACGAUAUUUUCAGCCACAAGGAUUUCCAUAACCUUGCGUUUAUGACGCAAGACAGGGAGCCGGCCGUCCGCCGCGGCUUCGUGGAGAAGCUCAUGAAGAAUCUUGUGCUCAACAGACUCCGGCACCGCUUUUAUACCAUGAUCUUUCUGACGGCGUACGAGCCCAUGGCCGACUUCAAGCAGCACAUCGAGACAUGGAUUCGAUCACGGGUGCAGUUCAUGCAGUCGAACGGGGACAAGAACAAUAUGGAGGCGCUCAUCGGAAGGUUAAUACCCCUUCUGGCGCACCAUCCUGAUUACAGUCCGGAGAUGGAAUAUCUUGUGGACCAUGCCCGUUACCUUGUCUUCUACGUCAGUCACGUCGCAACGGAGAAGAACCUGGGAUUGAUCCAUCGCUAUGCCGAACGCGUCAAGCAAACCCGGGACCUCCUUAACCCGGAGAAGAGUGAGAACCUCUACGUCUUGAGCGAUCUUGCUCAGGCGGUGAUCAGGAAAUGGCAAGAGAAGAAGGGCUGGAGUUUCCAGGCGUAUCCCGGGAAGGUGGGCUUGCCAAUGGGUCUCUACGCGGCGCUACCGAGCCACGAUGUUGCGCAAGAAGUGGCGAGAAAGCUAUAUAUCCCCGAUGGAAUCGAGAACAGACUGGAUGAGGUUCUGAGGUCGGUCGACAAGAAAAAGAAACGCAAGACAACCGACGACCGCGGCGAAGGCGGCUCUGCGGCGAAGAGGAUUCGCACCAAGGAACCUAAACCCCAGACCACCAAGGCGACUAUAGCAUCCAAGAAGAGCAAGCCGGCUGCCAAGCCCAAACCGAAACCCAAAUCCAGCAAGCCUAAGAUGCGAAAGGAAUCCGAACUCGCCAUGGACGAGGGAGAACGCAGGCGAAGCGGGCGCAGCAGGAAGAGCACGUCGGCUUAUCAAGAGCGACAUUCUUCCGAAGACGAUGCCGAGAUGUGGGAGGGCGUGGCAGAGUGGGAGUAUGAAGGAGAAGAAGGAGGAGGAGGCGAGAAAAGCGCGGCAGAAGGAGACGACGGUGACGUGGUGUCUGGGGAGGAACCGGGAUCAGAUAUCACGCAGGAAGACGACGAAGCUGAGCCAGCGUUGAAGAAGAAGAAGAAGAGGACGGCGGCGGCGGCGACGGCUGUUGCAAAAGCCAAGGCGGCGAAGAAGAAAGCCGAGGACCGAGACGAUGACGACUCGUCCGUUUUGUCUGAGCCCGAAUCCUCCGUCCUCUCGGAACCGCAAGACGACGGCGAAGAGGCGGAUAAGGAGGACGAAGAAGACGAAGAGGGCGAUGAGGGCACAUCACCCACCACAGCACGGACCCGGUCGACCGGCAGAAAGGGCCGGAAUGCCGCGUCGGCGGAGCUUCCGUCCCGACCGGCUGUCAAGAAACCGCCUCCCCCCGGCAAGAAGCAGCAAGCUGCGGCCUCUGCUGGAACCCGAACCAGGGCAUCCAGGCCGGCUGCCAGGGAAGUCAGCGAUUCGGAGUUUGACGGGGAUUGA